AGCCGCGGCACCGCCACCGAGCGCGGAGCCUUCCGCGGCAGAGAAGAGUCCCGCAGUCUCCGGCAGCGGCGCGGGAGCAGCCCGGCACCGCGCCCUGGCCACGGCUCUGCGGAGGGGCCCGAGCCCGAUGUGACCGGGCGGGCGGGCGGAGCCCCGAGCACCAUGGGGGCCCUGGGCGUGACCCUGGGGAUUUUCCACUACCUGGGGCUCUACCUCCAUCUGGGCGCCCCGGCGCGGGCCCCCGCGGCCAACGCCCUGUUCACAGAGACCCCGCACGACAUGACGGCCCACGCUGGGGAGGACGUGGAGAUGGCCUGCUCCUUCCGAGGCAGCGGCUCCCCCUCCUACUCGCUCGAGAUCCAGUGGUGGUACAUUCGCAAUCACCGGGACUGGACAGACAAACAGACGUGGGCUUCAAACCAGCUAAAAGCAUCUCAGCAGGAAGAAGCUGGGAAGGAGGCGACAAAAAUAAGCGUGGUGAAGGUGGUCGGCAGUAACAUCUCCCACAAGCUGCGGCUCUCCAGGGUGAAGCCCACCGACGAGGGGACGUACGAGUGCCGGGUGAUCGACUUCAGCGACAGCAAAGCCCGGCACCACAAGGUCAAGGCCUACCUGCGGGUGGAGCCGGAGGAGAGCUCUGAGGCGCACCGCCACGGCUCCUCCGCCGGGCAUGUGCAAGACACCCAGCUGCUGGGCGGCCAGCUCUCUGACCACGCCAGACUGAGCGGCACCCCCUCCCACCCCCAGCACCACCCCCACAAAAUGGGCAAAGAGCUGAGGAAGCGGGCGGCAGACACCUCCUGCCUGCUGUAGACUGAGCCGGCGUGGCAUGGAACGGGCUGCUGGAUUCCCCCCCCCCACAUCCCUCCCCCCCCAGACUGGGCAGAGGAGGAGUGCACGAGGACCAGCAGCAGCUGGGCCACCGGAGCGGUGCCGGGUCGAUGGAAAUCUAAUGCUCCAAAUCAGAGACUGACGUGUGCGCACAUGCUGUGACUCUCGCAUGUACCCCGCUCUCCCCACCCUGCCAUGUAGCUGUGGAUUUUUUAAUUUCUUUAAGUACCCUCGAGCCGAUGCAGUGCCAUUUCCAGGCGUCGAAUGCAGAAAUGAGACCGCUCUAUUCCCAAGAAGGGGGUAGCCAGAGCGGGGAAGACAAGUCUGGCUUCCCCUGUGCCAUCAGCUUGUAAGAGGGGCUCUCCCUGCUGUCUAUGCCCAGGGGAGGGGCUGGGGUUCAUUUCCAUGGACUACAGCCACAGGUCACACUGUUUCCCCCUGGUGUGCCGUGUGCAGACAGGGCUUCCAGCUAUGUGCCAGGUUUAGUGUAUGCAAACUGUGCUCACACCCGUCUCACAUUGCUAGCUUUUUAUCACUUUAGUGAACCCAUCUGGCUCUCUCUGUGUGUGGGAAUCUUGCAAUCACUCCCUUUUGCUUUGCCCCACGAGUCCCGUCCUCCCUCCCUCGAGAGAUCCAGUGUAGUUACACUGUUUGGAUCCAGUUGUGCGGAUACAGGUUAUGUCACUCAUUCCUAUAGACUGUAAAUAAAGUUACCUCUUCCAGGCUGCCACAACCUGCCCCCCGGCCGAGAAGGCCAGUCUCUGUGGGAGGAAGAGAGGGGCACUCUGAAUGGAAAGCCCAGCUGGUUUUAAGAAGCCAUCACAUCGGCUGGCGGGAAGGGGCAGAAAACGCCAACCUGCUUGAUUUCAUUUGGAUAAAAGACGGGCCCUAAGUCGGCUGGUUUGUGGCUAAGUGGGGGGAAGCGCAGGGCUCUGCCACCUGGAGUUAGCCCAAGCCUGGGGAGGAAGAGCUCUAGGGAGGUUUUGCACCCACUGCCCCCCCCUUUCCCCGUUGCAUUUCAUGGAGAAGUGGGGAGGAGCUCGGGCCUGGCUCUGGCUCGUGAGGACAGUUGAUUGUGCCCAGCCCACUGUAGGGCUCAGGCUGCCCCUCCCUCUCUGUCGAACCCGUCCCUCUGUCCAGGGAGGGGGGUGGGUGCAGCCACAGCCCAGUUCCGAGAAUUCCUGCCCUUGGUUGUUCAAUUCGACAGGCCGAGCCCAGCCCCCCUUCCCGUGGCAGGCGUUCCUAUUUCUAUGUGUUCCGAUCACCCGCGGGGAAGGCGAGCUACCGCCCGCCCGCGAGAGCAGCCCUGGUGGGGGCGGGAGGCCCGCAGCCCCCUGACCUGUAGUCACACAGGAGGAGGGGAAAGGGGAACUCAGCUGCUCCCUCGCUCUAACCUCCCCAUGCACCACAUGAUCCAAGCUGUGACCCGCUGAAGCGAAUAAAGCUCUUUAAAUGAA
This is a messenger RNA of Caretta caretta (loggerhead turtle), 2288 nucleotides long. RefSeq names its product V-set and transmembrane domain containing 2 like (gene VSTM2L). NCBI's taxonomy places the organism in Eukaryota, Metazoa, Chordata, Testudines, Cheloniidae. The record is from RefSeq and is a predicted model, not a curated record. Gene Ontology annotation, cellular component: membrane.